AUGGAAUACGUUAGAAUAAACUGGAUGCGUGUUGGAGUGUACCGUUCGAAUGGAAAUCUUGUGUUACGCUGGUAUGGUGAUACAACAAAGGGAUUGAAAGAGAUCACUAAUUAUGUGACUAAUCUAUUUAAUAUUGAUGUAUCAGAAGUCUGUGUAUUUAAAGAUGCAAUUGAAAUGAUUGAAUGGGUGAACAGAAGACAAAAGACACCAUUGAAAAAAGUGGUUAACAUAGCCUGGGUUGUCAUUCCAUCGGAAGUAAUGAUUUAUAUUCUGAGGGAUUGCACAACUUUAUCUGAAAUAAGCAUUCACUCUGAGGCUGCACCUAAUUUCCGUUUCUCGGGAAAUUUCCGAAGAAUCGAUUGCUUAGAUAUCUGGCAUGGACGAUGGGUGACAAUUGACAACCUAUUGACAAUGGAUGGAAUUGUUAUUAAUCUGAAAAAGUCUACCCUGACUAACAAUGAUUUAAAUGUCUUUCUGAAGCACUGGCUGUCUGGAGGGUGUCCUCGAUUGAAACUAUUCUGCGCCGAAACUGAUUCCGUGGAUAUCUUUCGAGUUCUAGCUGGUCUCAGGCAAAAUGCCGUUUUUGUGGAGAAUCGUCGUGACUACAACAGCCCCUAUGGACACCAAUGGACUUUGUGGGAUGGAUAUGACAUCAAACGUGCGGAUGGUGUGACAGCUACAGUACACUAUGAGCCACUGGGAGCCUUAGUCAUUGCUGUUUGGCCAGAAGCCAGUGAUAAUUAUACUUAA
Molecule: messenger RNA, 750 nt
Organism: Caenorhabditis remanei
Lineage: Eukaryota; Metazoa; Nematoda; Chromadorea; Rhabditida; Rhabditidae
Exons: 2
Coding region: 1-750 (249 amino acids)
Biological process (GO): embryo development
Source: RefSeq, a predicted model, not a curated record